AUGUACUCCACUUUCUCCGCCAACUUCAAUUCCACGAUCGACGCCUCCCGUCACAGAUCAGCCGCGCCUGUUACAGCUCCACGACCAAAGCGCAGCCAGGUCGCUCGGGCCUGCGACUGGUGUCGGCUCAAUCGCGUCAGAUGCGAUGACAAGCAACCAUGUCAGAACUGCCUGAAUCGAGGAGGCUCUUGCAGCAACACAAAGCCACAGGAGGCCACCUCGCUCCCGGCUGCAAACCGAGAGAUGCAACGGUUACGAAAUAAAGUCAAAGACCUUCAGGAUCAGAUCGCGAAACUCAAAGAUGGAGCGCAAAUUCAAGCACAGACGAGUUUCGCGACACCACCUGUGUCGGAUGCUGCCCACACCUCGUUCGAUUUUGCAGAGCUCACCAAUACCACAGAAGGAUGGCAAGGCCUCCAGCAGACAGGGCAGAUUUACUAUGGGCCCCUGUCGUCCUCAUAUUUUGUCUCACGAAUCAGUCGCUAUCUCUCCCAAGCACUCGACCAGCCAAUAGAAGAUUCAAAACUAGAAGCAUGCAUCGCACGCUUUCAUUAUAUUGCCCCAACCCAUCAUCCGUCUCGAUGGGACACAAGCUCGGCUAGCCAGGCGGAUCAGCUUCCAGAUGGAACCGAGGAGGCCGAGGACCUGACCCGGUCACAAGAGGAACACUUUCUCACUCUGCUCUGGCAGUCCUUUCAUUGUGUAUAUCCCAUCCUCGAUGAACGCGAGUUUCAGCAAUAUUAUGACUCAUUAUGGUCAAGUUCAACGGAUGGAAUGUCUUCCCGGAAGUCAUCAGCCUUAGUCGAUGUGCUGUUGGCAGUCUGUAUGCAGUACAGCAGCACAUUCUUCGUCAGCGAUGACAACCAGCAGGGAGAUUCGGACGCUGGAUGGCAGGCCAAGCACGCGAAUCUAGUCAGUCUAACUUACUACCAGAGGGCCCAGAGGCUGCUGCAGAGUGAGCUCGAAAAUCCAACCACCAUGGUCGUGCAGAGCCACAUCUAUUCGAUUGUGUACUUGUACAACACCUCCCUUUUGAAUACGGCGCAUAUUAACCUGGGAGCCACCCUGCGAAUCGCCCACGCGCUGCGGCUGCAUAUCCGCCCGCUGGACGGGGCCUCCCCCGAACACCAGGAGUUGCAGCGCCGAAUUUGGUGGACGCUCUAUCGGAUUGACAGCCAGCUCUCAAUGACCUUGGGUCGGCCGCCACUCAUUCAGAUGUCGCAUGUGAGCUGCGGGCUACCCGGAGAUGAUCGCGAGCAUGCCGAGCUAUCUGGCACAGUUCUUCUCACGAAUCAUGAGGAUAUCAGCUGGCUUAGCUUCCAUGUCCAGUGCACGAAGCUCAUAUUUCUCGUCCAGGGUGUGCAGACAGCAUUGCACCGGAAAUGCUCCCAGUUGCUGAACGGGGAUAAAGUUAAGGAUCUAUAUGAUGACCCGCGCCUCCUAGAGGCUUUGGCCGAGUCUCUCGGACAGGAGAUGACGGCCAUUCAUAACUGGGUUCAAAAUCCCGCUCUGGAUGCAGCGCCAAUGCCUCCUUCUGGAGCUCCAGUACCACCAUCUUGUCAUAUCGACGCUGCGGCCCUUUAUCCGAUUCCCCCUGUGAGCUCCUCAGUGACCCCACUGACUGACGGUUACAAUAUAUCCUGUCUGAAUCAUGCCAUGGCGAUCACCAGUAUCCUAAACCAAGUGCUCUCCGAGACAGAUCUGCUGCGCGGCUGGUCACCCAUCUUCCAGUACCAGUGGGAUGCCAUCCUGUGUACCCUGGGAUUUGUUCUCGCCAACCCAGUCUGCCCACCGGCCCCUUCUGCCCGCAAGUCGCUGCAGACGGCGAUUCGCACGCUGGAUCUAGUGAGUGAUCACUUCGUGGCAGCCAAAAAUGCGACGGAGGUCGUGCGCGAAGUCAGUUGCCAGGCCGAUCGACUCAUCAAAAAGGUCCAACAAGGUCUCACCCGGAGGCGUGUCAGCCAGGCCGUGUCUACCAGGGCCCAGAAUCCUAGGCCGCCGUCAAACCAAACCACACCUCUCACCCCCGGCCAACCUGAGUUCCGGUCCAACCCACUCAAGCGGGAGCUGCCACCGACCACCCCGGAGGUAUCACACCACCAGCGAAUGCCUAACUUUGAAGCACGCAUGCACUUAAUGGAGAUGAUGCCUAUUGGAUCAUUACCAGAACUAUCUCCUUCUUUAGGGUCGGCAGAGACUCUGUCGAUGCCCUCAGUCACGUCUGCUGACAUGGUCAUCGGCACUGAAGCCCAAUGGCUGCAUGCGAGUGCGAUGAUCAUGGAUUCCUGGACCACCAACUCAUGA
Penicillium verrucosum is the source of this 2304-nucleotide messenger RNA. Its product is annotated as Zn(II)2Cys6 transcription factor. The transcript has 3 exons. Gene Ontology annotation, molecular function: RNA polymerase II cis-regulatory region sequence-specific DNA binding; DNA-binding transcription factor activity, RNA polymerase II-specific; zinc ion binding. Bases 1 to 2304 code for a protein of 767 amino acids. Gene Ontology annotation, biological process: DNA-templated transcription; positive regulation of transcription from RNA polymerase II promoter by galactose. NCBI's taxonomy places the organism in Eukaryota, Fungi, Ascomycota, Eurotiomycetes, Eurotiales, Aspergillaceae. The record is from RefSeq and is a predicted model, not a curated record. Gene Ontology annotation, cellular component: nucleus.